UCGUGAGCAGUGCUCUGGAGGCCGUGUGGGUCUCCGUGGGGAUCCUGGGGACGCCUUGGGCCAGGGACACCACGUGGCAACACCCCAAGAUGCCGCCGAGGGCGAGACCAUCCCCGUGGACCUGCCGAGCGCGCCCCAGAUGCCCGGGCUCUGGCAGCAUCCCAAGGCCGCCAGCCUCAGCGCCAGAGAGCGGCGGAACAACAACAAGAAAAACGCCGAGGACGAGCCGCGGGGCUCGCGGGGGGACGGCGCUGCCGCCGGCACGCCGCCGAAGGCGGCCUACGCGGCGGGCAGCCUCGGGCCGACGGCUCCCGCGGGGGCCGCGCCGCGGCCCUCGGAGGGCGCGGGGGCGCUGAAGGAGGAGUUCCAGCGCCUGCGGGCCGGCGCACGGACGAGGGCGGCGAGCCCGGCGGCGCCAGCAGCGGACGCCCGCUCGGCGCGCGGGCUGGCGCAGCAGCGCGAGUUGGCCCUGGCCAAGGCGCGAUUCCUGCUGCCGUUCGCGUGCGAGCGCCACGUGCGCGGCGGGAGCAGGAGGACCGAGAUCAGGACCUGGCCCGCAGACGGCCCUCUGGACCUCCCGCUGCCGCAGGACCGGCUCGCCGAGGCGCUGAGUCACCUCCCCCCCUGGGGACUUCUCCAUCUCGCGCGGCGACCUGCACGCCGCCCUGGCCGCCUGGGUUUGGGAGCGGAUGCCGCUGGAGCUCGUCACGUCGAGGCGCGACGAGAAGACCCUCCAGAAGGUCCGCUCCGUCUGCUGCAGCCCCGAGGCAAGCAUGCUCGCCGGCCUUAUGGCGCACCUGACAUACUGGCAGACCUUGGCCCACGCCCGCGGCGAGGGACGCAGUCGCCUAACCGACCGUGCGAUGCAGACGAUGAUCGCGAGCGCGAAGGAGUUUUGGCAGUCGUUCGAGGAGGAGCACCGGGACACCCCGACCGGCGUCAGUUUGGUCCUCCCGUGCUUGAUGCUCGCCGUGAAGGUGGGCAUGCUGCACUGCUUCGAGACGCAGUACCCCAAGAUCUGCCAGGAUCAGGAUUUGGCCCAACAGUUGGUCGACCGGAUCAACGCGGUGGUGAUGAGGCUGCUGGACAGGGACAACGUCUACCCGCGGUUCGGCCGGGUCGACUGCACCGGGGAGGCAACGGCUUUGGCUCGGAAGGUGGAGCACUUCCAGAACCCGCGCGGGUGCGCGGGCGCCUCCAGGCGCUUCGCUGGCGGGGUCAAGGCGCUGUCGCAGCCCGUGCAGAACGCGCUGAAGAGCAGCGCCGACGCACCGAGGCCGCCCCCGUGCCCAGAGCCGCAGCCCCUCCGCGCGGGGGGGCUGCCCCCGCUGGGCUCGGCGCGCGGCUGAGCCGCGCGCCGCGCGCGCAGCGCGCGUGCGCGGCGGAAGCUCCUGGGGAGGCGCGUGCCGCAAGAGGCGGCCCUCUCCAGGAGGAGGAG
Molecule: messenger RNA, 1438 nt
Organism: Prorocentrum cordatum
Lineage: Eukaryota; Dinophyceae; Prorocentrales; Prorocentraceae
Source: the annotation of a GenBank genome assembly